Molecule: messenger RNA, 1877 nt
Organism: Drosophila melanogaster (fruit fly)
Lineage: Eukaryota; Metazoa; Arthropoda; Insecta; Diptera; Drosophilidae
Gene: SmydA-5
Product: SET and MYND domain containing, arthropod-specific, member 5
Exons: 2
Coding region: 7-1668 (553 amino acids)
Source: RefSeq, marked reviewed
GAAUAAAUGGUGUCAAGCACGGAAUGUCCUGUUUGCGGAGUUGCUGCCUCACAAGCGUGCACUAGGUGCAAAAUGGUGCGAUACUGCGACCGAGAGCACCAGAAGCAGCACUGGCCGCAGCACAAGCGCAGAUGUAGGCCAUUCAGCGAGGAGCAGGAUGCCGAGCUGGGCAGAUAUUUGAAGGUUACCCAGAACAUAGCAGCCGGGCAAAUAGUCUUCAUUGAGGAGCCCCUAGUGGUGGGUCCCAAGUGGUAUCUCUCCGACGCAGACAAGGAGGCCUCUAACGUUCCGUGUGUAGGCUGUUACACUCCGUGCCGUCUGGGGAAGCACCAGUGUCGAAGAUGCCGUUGGCCAGUCUGCAGCGCAGGCUGCAAGCACGAGUCAAUGGAAUGCAGCGUGCUUAGCCUCGGAUCGGGUUCACCAACUCGGGCAGAUGCCCGCUCAUUGAACGACUACUUCAGGGGCGAUGCUCUUUUGGUGCUCAAAUGCCUUCUGUUGCAGCGACAGAGUCCCACGAAAUGGUCCGCGUUGUUAGAGAUGCAGUCUCAUGAGGAGGAGCGUAAGGGCACCGAUCUGUACGAGGAAGCAGAGAAGCGAGUAGUGACCUACCUUCAAAAGCGGUUUUUAUGUAGACUUAAGCAAACUAAUCCAAACCUUCUGACCGAUUGUGGACCAGAGAUGCUGCAUCGGCUUUGCGGCAUCAUCGAAACAAACUUUAUGGUUAUCGAACUCCCGAGUGGCGUGGAACUCAGCGGGUUGUUCCGGCAGGCCUGCAUGAUGGAGCAUGCUUGUCAGCCCAACUGCGACUUUCAGUUUGAUAACAAGACUCAGCAAGUUGCUGUGCGUGCUGGCUGUGACUUGCGAAAAGGCGACCACCUACGGAUUACAUACACAAAUAUCCUAUGGGGCACGCAACUUCGCCAGCACCAUCUUCGACUAACGAAGCAUUUCAGCUGCCGCUGCAGCCGCUGUCUCGAUCCAACGGAAUAUGGCACCUAUAUAAGUGCGCUGACUUGUCUGGGGGAUGUAAAUCAGACCUGUGGAGGAACCCACUUGCCCGUGGAUCCACUGGACGAGAACACACAGUGGAAGUGCGACACUUGCCCAAUGAUAGUGGAUGGAGCUUACGUGGCUGAACUGCAGUCCCACAUGACCGAGCAGGUGGAGGGCUUAUUAGCCGGAUGCCCCUCCGCGAAUCAGGUGGAACUUCUGUUGGCCCGCCUGACCCAUAUGUUGCAUCCAAAUCAUUUUCACACGUUCAACCUAAAGCACACAUUAAUCCAGCUGUAUGGUAACGAAGCUGGCUUGGAGUUGGGCGUGCUGAGCAACACGCAGCUGGAGCGCAAACUGAGGCUCUGCGGUGAGCUCUACAACGUAUGCCGGCGACUGGAUCCAUAUAGCAUUAAGCUGGCUAUCUAUGUCACGGUCAUCCUGAUCGAGGUCGCCCACACGCUGCAGGAGCAGGCACGAAGGGCACCAGCAGAAGGAACUUCCCUCUUGGGUCUUGCGCAAAGCCGUCUUAGGGAAGCGCAUAUGGUUUUGGAGAAAGAGCAAGAAUCAGUUGCCGGCAAAAAGCUAAACGAAAAAUUGCAGAUGGAAAUCUUCGAGUGCGAAAAACUAAUUUUAGCUCUUGCCUAUAAUCAAGAUCACGAAGCCAAUACAAAAUAAUUUUCUAGAUCGGCGAAAGUGGUACAAGUGAACAUUUUGAACACCGGAUGCUGUUAGGUGCUGUUAAAACAAAUCACACUUUGUUAAAAUCCAAUGAAGCGCCGUUCAAAAGAAAUUGUAAAACGAGACUAGGAAUCUUUUCAAAAUACACAUUUUUGUUGGGUUGCUUAUAAAAACUAUAAGAUAUAUAUAAAAUAAGAUUUUAAAAU